AUUCUUCUUCUGACCAUUUCAUUCUUCCUCUAUAACAUCCACUUUUGAAAUCUCCUGCAAUCAACAAAACAUAGUAUUUGAGUUGCAAGAGUUUUUUAAAAAAAAGAAACAAAUAAAAGAUGGCAGGAGGUGGAGGAGACCAAGAAACAAAUUUGGAAUUUACACCAACAUGGGUUGUUGCGUUGGUCUGCACUUUCAUAGUUGCUAUCUGUCUUUUUGUUGAAAGAAUCAUUCAUUAUGCUGGCAAGUAUUUGCUCAAGAAAAACCAGAAGCCACUUUAUGAAGCCUUACAAAAGAUCAAAGAAGAGUUGAUGCUGUUGGAAUUCAUAUCUCUGCUUUUGACUGUUUUCCAAGACAGAAUGGUUAAAAUAUGUAUUCCUAAGCACUUGACCAAUAGUUGGCUGCCUUGUAAAAAGGAUGAAGAUGCCAAUCAAACAGUCCACUUUCAGACCUCCUCUGGAAAUUUCUUCUCUUUAAUUCCAGGAGGAAGGCGCCUUCUUGCUGAUUCUGCUAAUUCUGGUUACUGUGAGGCUAAGGUAUGUAUAACUAGUAAGUACUAUUCUUUAUUUGACCUUUGAAAGUACAGACCAUGACUGUAUUAUAUCAGCCGAGUCGAUCCGGUACGUUCUUAUUUAUAGAUAAGGCAAGAGAUAACUUAUGACCUCGCAAUACAAUUCAAAAUUUCGUCUCAUUCAUGUUGGUGAUUUCUGAUAUGAAUUCGAUGGUUCAUCUCUCCUUCCUAUGGGUUGCUCAACCAAUUUAGUGUGUGAGUUUAGGGAAAAGCCAAACCACAUUAAGUAUAUUGGAUGCAGUCUUAUAAUUUCUAGCAAUUGCUUCCACAUUUUGAAUGCAAUUCUUGUGCCAAGGCUUCUCUUCAAUCAAACAAUUUUAUUAGGUCCUGUUUGGAGGGAAAACGAUGUGGGAAAAAAUUCUGACCAAAACUUACUUUAAAAGUUUUUGUCUUUAUUUGAUAGGUUUUACCUCCAAAAAAAAACUAUCAUUUUUUCUUAAAGCGCUUUUUAGGAGUUUUUCAAGUUUAAAAGUUGUAAAAGAAAUUCAAACUUUUGUUUUGGAAAAAACAAUCAAACAAACAUAACUACUGGUACUAGUCUUGAACUAUUUUUUUUGUUCCAAACGCCCAAAUUAUGAAGAAAAAUAAAUCAAACAAAAGUGGAAAAUAAUUGCCAAUCAAGAAAAUAACAGCCCAGUGCAAAUUAUUCCGCAUUCACACAGGGUCCGGGGGAAGGAGCACACUUUAAGGAGUGUGAUGUAGACAGUCUACCGUAAUGCAUGCAUUAAUGGCUUCUUCCACGGCUCAAACCCGUGACUUAUAGGUCACACAUAUACAACUUUAAAAUUGUUCCAAAGCUCCCUUCUAAUUUGCCAAUCAAAGAUUAAUAAAAAUUCUUGCAAUUGGGUUCUAUUAAGCCCUAAGUUGCACGGACUCUUCGAUUUUGGUGCCGUCCCCAUCCCGAUACGAGACGGGAACAGGAGCCGGAGUGGGAUAUGUUCGGAUACUUUCAACUGACUUCGGACACUUCGACCGGAGUCCAUCAAAAAAUUUAGAAAAAAAAUUGAGAUUUUGAUUUCUCGAAAUAAAAAAUAAAACAGAUUUAGGAGAACGGAAGAAUAAUGUCCAUCUUGGAGAAUGAAAGAUUGAAUUCUACAAUAUUCAUGUAAUGUUUUCACAGAAUAUCUCUCAAAAUUUACAAUAUUUUUAUAGUUCUAUUUUUUAUUAGUCAAAUCCCCGCACCCGUAUCCAUAUCUAGAUCUGCAUCCCUGAAUCUUAAAAUUUAGAUUUUGCCGAAUUCGAUACUAGGAUCCGUCUCCAUAUCGGAUACCCGCACCCGAGUUUGAGCAACUUAGAUUAAGAAACAACUUUAUUCCAUAUACUGAUGUUUCUGAAGUUCCUUAUCAUAUGACUUUUGAUGUGUCAUUUUUUAUUGGAUAAUAUUUCAGAUUUUAGAAUGGCAACUCUGAAUUUCUAACUCUUUCUUUUUUUGGAACUUAACAGGCCAAGGCACCAUUGCUAUCUCUUACAACAUUACAUUAUCUCCGUACAUUUAUCUUUGUGCUGACCGUUUCUGUGAUGUCCCAAAAGGUUACCUUAUAUUUUAGAAUUCGAAUUUACGCUCUUAAACCUUAAAAAUCUCAUUUUAAUCCUUCGCGAUUUACGUGCAUAAUGCGGGCAUGUUUCCGGAAAGCUUUAUGUUGAAAAUCGAUGAAAACAAGAAUUUAUGCCUUAAAAAAUUGAUUUUAUUUGAUUUCGGUCAAUAUUUUUGGUAAACAGGCCCGGCU
This is a messenger RNA of Nicotiana tabacum (common tobacco), 2298 nucleotides long. RefSeq names its product MLO-like protein 1. The record is from RefSeq and is a predicted model, not a curated record. NCBI's taxonomy places the organism in Eukaryota, Viridiplantae, Streptophyta, Magnoliopsida, Solanales, Solanaceae. Gene Ontology annotation, cellular component: membrane. Gene Ontology annotation, biological process: defense response.